UUUGAUGCAAGAGCAGUAGCAGAGACUCAUAGCAAUACUUGUGUCGAAAUGACUGCAAAGAUGUUGAUCGCGGCAAUUUGCAUGGUGGCGCUGCUUAGUACAAACGACGUGCUUGCACAGGGGAAGGGAAAGAGAAACAAGAAAGUGAAAUGUAAUGAGUACGGGUACAGGAAGAGCUGCUAUGGAUACGAGCAAUACUGUCCGGACGAGUGUGCGUAUGGGUGCGUGAUGGACUGCAAAAGUUGCAAGGCUGUUUGCCCGUGCAAUAAGCCCGGAGGCGUGUGCCAGGAUCCUCGAUUCAUAGGAGGAGAUGGCAUCAUGUUCUAUUUCCACGGUAAGAAAGACCAGAACUUCUGUUUGGUGUCGGACUCAGAUCUGCACAUCAAUGCUCACUUCAUCGGCAAGAGAGGUGAGGGAAUGGGAAGAGACUUCACGUGGGUGCAGUCCAUUGGAGUGCUCUUCGGCGGCAACCACCAGCUGUUCCUGGGAGCCAACAAGGUGCCCUUCUGGGACGAUUCCCUUGACCAACUGGCCAUUGCUUUGGACGGCAAAACGAUCCAACUUCCUAACCAGGAGGGUGCCACGCUUUCCCUCUCUCCCUUCAAUAUGACAAUCGUUCGAUCUGACACCGCUAAUGCUGUGACGGUUGAAGUGGAGAACAAGUUUAUGAUUACAGCUCGCGUUGUGCCCAUCACUCCCGAGGAGUCUCGAGUCCACAACUACGGAAUCACCUCCGAGUCCGACCACUCCUUUGCCCAUCUGGAGCUGAGCUUCAAGUUCUACUCUCUCAGCCCCCGUGUAACCGGCGUGCUUGGGCAGACAUACGGAGCAGAGUACAGGAGCCCCAUUAACUUGGGCGCCGCCAUGCCCGUGGUGGGAGGUGAGGCCGAUUAUGUGACCACCAAUCUCUUUGCCACUGACUGCAAAGUUGCCCGAUUCGGCUCACCCAACAACGACAUCAACACCAACGAUUUCUCCAUCCUCGACCUCAACUUUGCAGGGAGACCCGGUGGCCGCGGCAUGGUUUGCCGGAGAUAGAGAUCUGCACUAACAAACAAUAAUACAUCGCCACCACAGCCACUGCCACCAAUAUUUAUGUUUAUGUUUAUGCUCUGUGCAUGCUUAAUUUCGUUUUCUAUGUAUUACGGCCAAUGGCCACCAAAUAAUUCCCACUGCCAUUUUCAACUUCUAAUUAAAUCCAUGUCUUUGCGUCGCA
Messenger RNA from Cryptomeria japonica (Japanese cedar), 1216 nucleotides. RefSeq lists its product as uncharacterized. The coding region runs from base 49 to 1038 and encodes 329 amino acids. Lineage: Eukaryota; Viridiplantae; Streptophyta; Pinopsida; Cupressales; Cupressaceae. The transcript is spliced from 2 exons. The record is from RefSeq and is a predicted model, not a curated record.